This is a messenger RNA of Acanthamoeba castellanii str. Neff, 1683 nucleotides long. RefSeq names its product Ankyrin repeat containing protein. The transcript is spliced from 12 exons. The record is from RefSeq and is a predicted model, not a curated record. Gene Ontology annotation, molecular function: protein binding. Bases 1 to 1683 code for a protein of 560 amino acids. Lineage: Eukaryota; Discosea; Longamoebia; Acanthamoebidae.
AUGUCCAUAGGCCUUCUGCCCCCCAAGCGAGCGCAGUCGGCGAAGGUGGCGUCGCCCGCCCCUGCCCCCGUGCUGCUCCUGGCGAGGAGCGGUGACGUCGAGGAACUGAAGCAGUUCCUUGCGAACAGCGACGACGACUGUAUCAGAGGCGUCGAUAAACAUGGCCAGAGUCUACUCCACUUGGCUGUGGAAGAGGGCCACACAGACAUGUGCCUCUACCUCAUCGAGAAGAAGAAGCUCGACGUCAAUUUUCGUGACCGAAACGGAUGGACGCCGCUGCACGUGGUUUGCGGUAGGUGCGACGUUACGCUGAAGACCGUGGAGGGCGCCACCGUGCUGCACUAUUUUGUACGAAAAGAACCACAAAAGGGACGGGUAUGGGGUCAAGACAGUUACUUCGUGCUCAUCAAGAAAAUCGUCGACGGCGGUUGUAAUCCAGAUGCGCAGAAUGUAAAUGGGGAGACGGCCAUUCACGCAGCCGCGAGUGCCGGCAAAACUUCGGUGGUGGUCUACCUCAGCCGACUCAACGUCGACCUCAACACAGUCAACAAAUACGGGGAAACGUGCCUGCACCUCGCUGCGCGGAGAGGCGACGCUGAGAUGGUGGCGUGCCUGCUAUCUCUUGGGGUGGACGCGAACGUCGAGGGCGAUAACGGCACAGCCCUCCAGGUAGCGGAUAAGGCCGGCUUCGAGAACGUGAGCAAAAUCCUCACCGAGACGGCGCCGAUGUCCCUAUCGAAUCAGGGCGACAACAUCAGCCAUGCGCUGGAGCGGGCGCGAGAAACGGGCAAGCUCGACCUGUCCAACCUGGGCCUGCCCGGCAUUCCGCCGGAGAUCUUUGAGCUGACGAACCUGGUCGAGCUCGACCUCUCCCACAACAGCAUCGUCACCGUGCCGCCCGCCAUACGCCAGCUCACCGCCCUCAAGUCCCUCAGACUCGAAGACAACCGACUCACCCAGCUGCCCAGGGAGAUGGGCGAGAUGGGGUGGCUGGAGGAGCUGACGCUGUCGCUCAACUCGGAUCUGGAGCCCGGGCUGAAGCGGAAGAUGCGCGAGGGGGUGCCGGCCCUGCUCGAUCACCUGCGGAGUACGUCGGGCGGGUUCAAGACCACGCGUGCUUCGAUGCUCAGCAUGAGCAAGCGGGGCAGCGUGGGCGAGCAGUCGCUCGACCUCAAGCUGGAGACGCCCGCCGAGGAGCGGCUGAUCCGAGCACUCGAAGAGCGAGAACGGACACUCGCCAAGAAGGAACGGAAACUGAACGAGACCAUCGCCCUCAUCCAGGAAAAGAACGAGAGCACGAGGGUGAUGCUGGCGGAGAUUAAAGAGAGGGAAGAGGCGGUGGAGGCGAGGGAGAAGGGGCUGCGAGCAGCCGGCGGAGAGAGGAGGACCAGGACGCACUCGGCCGACCCUCCGCGACCGCGCAAGCAUCUGCCGCUGGCUCGGUCCGACAACACGCUCGACCUGGAUUCAGCCCCCGAGCCCCCUCCAACCGGCGUCGAGACCACUAAGAUCGGGAAGGCCAACGGGGUGAAGGUGUCCGUGGGCUCCACUCUGAGCGGCGUCGAUGUCGAACUCCAUCUCUCCACGCGACAACAAAGCUUGACGCUGACGCUGGCGCAGUGGCACGGGGUGGUGCAGCUCAUCGCCUCCAGAGACCGGUCAAACUCGGGCAAGCGUGAAUAG